CGUGAGUGCAUCUCGAUCCACGUUGGCCAGGCUGGAGUGCAGAUGGGCAAUGCCUGCUGGGAGCUGUACUGUCUCGAGCACGGCAUCCAGCCCGAUGGCCAGAUGCCCUCUGACAAAACCAUCGGUGGAGGCGAUGAUUCCUUCAACACUUUCUUCUCGGAAACUGGCUCUGGCAAGCACGUUCCGAGGGCUGUCUUCGUUGAUCUCGAGCCUUCUGUAAUAGACGAGGUUCGUACCGGUGUUUACCGUCAGAUGUUCCACCCCGAGCAACUCAUCACUGGCAAAGAGGAUGCUGCUAACAACUACGCACGAGGCCACUACACCAUCGGCAAGGAAAUCGUCGAUAUUGUCCUUGAUCGUAUUCGUAAAACCGCCGACAACUGCACUGGUCUUCAAGGUUUCCUUAUCUUCCAUUCGUUCGGUGGCGGCACUGGUUCCGGUUUCACUUCCCUCUUAUCUACUCCUUCCAUCAGAACCAUCUACGGUAGAGAAUUCUUGGUGCCAAUGGUUAACGCGUGUCUUGCGCCGUGA
Molecule: messenger RNA, 531 nt
Organism: Hyalella azteca
Lineage: Eukaryota; Metazoa; Arthropoda; Malacostraca; Amphipoda; Hyalellidae
Product: tubulin alpha chain
Biological process (GO): mitotic cell cycle; microtubule cytoskeleton organization
Cellular component (GO): microtubule; cytoplasm
Molecular function (GO): structural constituent of cytoskeleton; GTP binding
Source: RefSeq, a predicted model, not a curated record